This is a messenger RNA of Coccomyxa subellipsoidea C-169, 2298 nucleotides long. RefSeq lists its product as hypothetical. Bases 1 to 2298 code for a protein of 765 amino acids. Gene Ontology annotation, cellular component: cytoplasm; nucleus. Gene Ontology annotation, molecular function: ubiquitin binding. Lineage: Eukaryota; Viridiplantae; Chlorophyta; Trebouxiophyceae; Coccomyxaceae. Gene Ontology annotation, biological process: ubiquitin recycling; proteasome-mediated ubiquitin-dependent protein catabolic process. The transcript is spliced from 13 exons. The record is from RefSeq and is a predicted model, not a curated record.
AUGUCGGUAGAUUUUGCCCCCUACAAGCUGCGUGCCGAGCUCAGAGGUCACGAUGAAGACGUGCGAGCUCUCUGCGUUUGUCAGCUAGGCCUGAUCACUGCUUCUCGUGAUGAGACCAUCAAGGUGUGGAAGGAGGUUGGAGACAUCUUCGAAGUGGAGUCAACAUUGGUGGGCCACGAAGGAUACGUCACAGCAGUGACUUAUCUUCCCCCAGGCUUGCUGCCAGGGUUCCAAAACGGUGCCAUAGUCUCAGUGCAAUGCGUGCUGUAUCUGCCUUCUGGUGAGAUUGUCUCAGGCUCCAAUGACAACAGCAUCCGGGUUUGGAGCGGCGGAGAGUGCAUCCACGUACUGAGUGGCCACACAGACACUGUCAGGGGCCUGACGAUGCUGCCAGGCCUGGGAGUGGUGUCAGCUUCGCAUGACCAGACGCUGCGGGUGUGGACGCUCAAUGGCGAGUGUGUCAGCAUCCUGCAGGGCCAUGCUGCCAUCAUCUACAGUGCUGCGGCGUCAUCAGACGCCCUCAUUGCAUCUGCGUCAGAGGACAACACUGCGCGGCUGUGGCGGCCUGAUGGCACAGCCUUGCAGGGCAUGGAGCAUCCUGGGUGUGUCUGGGAUGUUGCCUUCCUGCCAAAUGGGGAUCUGGUCACCGCCUGUGCUGACUAUGCUGCCCGCAUCUGGACAGCGGCGCCUGAUCGGGCUGCUCCAGCUGACUCCAUCGAGGCGUACGAUGCCGGCAUUGCCGCGAGGAAGGCGGCUGCGGCGGAGGCGGUCAGCGGUAGCGGGAGGGAAGGCACAGGGUUACCCGAUGGGCUCAAGCUGGAGGACGAGUCGGCGCUGCUGGCCCCUGGCAAGAAGGCCGGGGAGAUGAAGGUGGUGCGCGAAGGCGGCGGCGGCAUGGUGUACACAUGGGAUGCUGAGAAGGGUGCAUGGGACAAGGUGGGCAGUGUUGUUGGGGGCCCAGAGGACACAGAUGACACAAUGGGGGUGCCCAGCAAGUGGCACAACGGACGUCAGUAUGACUUCGUGGUGGAUGUGGACUUUGAAGACGGUGUUCCGCCCAAGAAGCUGGCAUUCAACCGCGAUGACAAUCCCUAUGAUGUGGCCGAGAGGUUCCUGGUCAAUGAGGGCCUGCCAAUCACGUACAGGCAGCAGGUGGUAGAUUAUGUCCUCAACUUGAUGGGGCAGGGCUCAGCGCUGCCCCCCGUCCAAUCAACAAAUGUUGACCCCUUCACCAGCACCGGUGCCUAUGUCCCAGGCGCUUCCAAUUUCCCAGCCCCCGGGGGCUCCUUGUCCUCUGGAGACCCUUUCACAAGCAGCGGCGGCUAUGUGCCAGGUGCCCAGCCCACGGCGUCAAGCGGCGUUGCCUCCUCUGGGGCCAACAGUGUCACCGGCGGCGGAGCAGACCCAUUCACCGGCGCAAACCAGCGCCGGCCGGUGCUUGCGCACAUACCAGCGCGCGUCUUCUACAUCUUUGACAGCGCCCCGAAGCUGGACGCCAUCGGCGGCAAGGUCCGCGAAUUCAGCAGCGGCCUCAGCGCCUCGCCGGACACCGCCAGCCUGUCUCUCACCGAGUCUGAGGUGGCUCCUGGGGGCGCACUGGACAUGCUGCUGGCAAAGGCUGUGGAAGCUGCCAAGAAUCCGAGCAGCGCGGCUGGCACGCCGAGUGCCGAGGAGGCGCAGGUGCUUGGGAAGUUGCUGCGCUGGCCUGCUGUGUGCCUCUUCCCUGCCCUGGACAUCUGUCGCCUGUUUGCGCUCAACGGCCCUGCAUCUCAGGACCUUGCCUCCUCCGCUGGCACCCUCACCCCCUCUUCCUCAGGCGGCAUAGGUGCCGCGCUUGCAGCGGCUUCAGUAGAGCCACAGCUGCCCAGCAAUUUGCUGACGGGCCUGCGCCUGGCCUGCAACAUGUUCCGGCAGACCAGCCUGCGCAGCUGGAUCCAGGCGAACUAUGGAGCGAUGCUGGACGCAUUUGCGACUGUGGGAUCCUCGACCAACAAGAAUGUGCGCAGCGCCUGGGCGAGCUUCCUGGUCAACGCAUCACUGCUGCUGACCACAGAGAACCAGGCUGAGAGUGACGGCGUCCUCAUCGCCACAUCCGCAGUUGGGGAGCUGCUUGACAAGAGCCCCAAGGACGACAGCGAAACGAUGGCCCUGGUGGCAGCUGGCACGCUCAUACAGCGCAAUGAGGAUGCAAAGGGCCUGGCGAGAGACCUGGGGGUGCCCGGAUUUGCAAAGCAGCUUAGCAUAUCAGGAGACAGCAGGGUGGCCAAGGCAGCAGAAGAUGUCCUCAGCUUGCUCUAG